GCGGCGGGCGGGCGCGGCCGGAGGAGCCAUGGACUGCAGCCUCGUGCGGACGCUCGUGCGCAGAUACUGUGCUGGAGAAGAGAACUGGGUGGACAGUCGGACCAUCUACGUGGGACACAGGGAGCCCCCGCCUGGUGCUGACGCCUACAUUCCACAGAGGUACCCCGACAACAGAAUAGUCUCCUCCAAGUACACAUUUUGGAACUUCAUACCCAAGAACUUAUUUGAGCAGUUCAGAAGAAUAGCCAACUUUUAUUUUCUUAUCAUAUUUCUGGUCCAGUUGAUUAUUGACACACCCACAAGUCCAGUGACGAGUGGACUUCCACUGUUCUUUGUCAUUACUGUCACAGCUAUCAAACAGGGCUAUGAAGACUGGCUUCGCCAUAAAGCGGACAACGCCAUGAACCAGUGCCCCGUGCACUUCAUUCAGCACGGCAAGCUGGUCCGAAAGCAGAGCCGGAAGCUGAGGGUUGGGGACAUUGUCAUGGUCAAGGAGGAUGAGACCUUCCCCUGUGACUUGGUCUUCCUCUCCAGCAGCCGCGGAGAUGGGACCUGCCACGUGACAACCGCCAGCUUGGAUGGAGAAUCGAGUCACAAAACUCAUUAUGCAGUUCAGGACACAAAGGGAUUCCACACUGAAGAAGACAUAGACGGCCUCCAUGCCACCAUCGAGUGUGAGCAGCCCCAGCCCGACCUCUACAAGUUUGUCGGCCGCAUAAAUGUUUACAACGACCUGAACGACCCCGUGGUGAGGCCGUUAGGAUCAGAAAACCUGCUUCUCAGAGGAGCCACGCUGAAGAACACCGAGAAGAUCUUCGGUGUUGCGAUUUACACGGGCAUGGAAACCAAGAUGGCGUUAAAUUAUCAAUCAAAGUCCCAGAAGCGAUCUGCCGUGGAGAAAUCAAUGAAUGUGUUCCUCAUUGUGUACCUCUGCAUUCUCAUCAGUAAAGCGCUGAUAAAUACCGUCCUGAAGUAUGUGUGGCAGAGUGAACCAUUCCGAGAUGAGCCGUGGUAUAAUCAGAAAACCGAGUCAGAAAGACAGAGGAACCUGUUCCUCAGGGCCUUCACGGACUUCCUGGCCUUCAUGGUCCUCUUCAACUACAUCAUCCCCGUGUCCAUGUACGUCACGGUGGAGAUGCAGAAGUUCUUCGGCUCCUACUUCAUCACCUGGGAUGAAGAGAUGUUUGACGAGGACACAGGAGAAGGGCCUGUGGUUAACACCUCCGACUUAAACGAGGAGCUGGGACAGGUGGAGUAUGUCUUCACGGACAAGACGGGCACGCUCACGGAGAACAACAUGGAGUUCAAGGAGUGCUGCAUCGAGGGCCAUGUCUACGUGCCGCACGCCGUCUGCAACGGGCAGGUCCUCCCCGACGCCUCCGGCAUCGACAUGAUCGACUCGUCCCCAGGCAUCAGCGGCAGGGAGCGAGAAGAGCUGUUUUUUCGGGCCAUCUGUCUGUGCCACACCAUCCAGGUGAAGGACAAUGACGAGGCGGACGGGCCCAGGAAGUCGCCGGACUCGGGGAAAUCCUGUGUGUACAUAUCGUCCUCGCCUGAUGAGGUGGCCCUGGUGGAAGGUGUCCAGAGACUGGGUUUUACGUUCCUGAGGCUGAAGAACAAUUACAUGGAGAUAUUAAACAGGGACAACGCUAUUGAACGGUUUGAAUUGCUGGAAAUUUUGAGUUUUGACUCAGUAAGGAGGAGAAUGAGUGUAAUUGUAAAAUCUGCUACAGGAGAAAUUUAUCUGUUUUGCAAAGGAGCAGAUUCUUCAAUAUUUCCCCAAGUGAUAGAGGGCAGAGUGGACCAGAUCCGGGCCAGAGUGGAGCACAGUGCCGUGGAGGGGCUCCGGACUCUGUGUGUUGCCUACAAGAGGCUGAUCCAGGAGGAGUACGAAGGCGUCCGUAAACUGCUGCAGGCCGCCAAAAUGGCCCUUCAGGACCGAGAGAAGAAGUUAGCCGAAGCCUACGAGCAGAUCGAGAAAGACCUUAUUCUGCUUGGUGCUACUGCCGUUGAGGAUCGGCUCCAGGAGAAGGCUGCCGACACCAUAGAAGCGCUGCAGAAGGCCGGCAUCAAAGUCUGGGUUCUCACCGGGGACAAGAUGGAGACGGCAGCCGCUACCUGCUAUGCGUGCAAGCUCUUCAGGAGGAACACGCAGCUGCUCGAGCUCACCACCAAGAAGAUCGAGGAGCAGACCUUACACGACGUCCUGUUCGAGCUGAGUAAGACGGUCCUGCGCUGCAGCGGGGGCUUAACCAGGGACAACUUCUCAGGACUUUCAGCAGAUGUGCACGACUAUGGUUUAAUUAUUGAUGGAGCCGCGCUGUCUUUAAUAAUGAAGCCCCAGGAAGACGGAAGCUCCAGCAACUACAGAGAAGUGUUCCUUGAAAUCUGCCGCAACUGCAGUGCUGUGCUCUGCUGCCGGAUGGCCCCUCUGCAGAAGGCUCAGAUUGUUAAAUUAAUCAAACUUUCGAAAGAGCACCCUAUUACCUUAGCCAUUGGCGAUGGCGCAAACGACGUGAGCAUGAUCCUGGAGGCCCACGUGGGCGUAGGCGUCGUCGGAAAGGAAGGUCGUCAGGCUGCCAGGAACAGUGACUAUGCAAUACCGAAGUUUAAGCAUCUAAAGAAGAUGCUGCUCGUCCAUGGGCACCUUUAUUACGUUAGGAUAUCCGAGCUUGUGCAGUACUUCUUUUAUAAGAAUGUCUGCUUCAUCUUCCCUCAGUUUUUAUACCAGUUCUUCUGUGGGUUUUCACAACAGACCCUGUAUGACACGGCCUACCUGACCCUGUACAACAUCAGCUUCACCUCCCUCCCCAUCCUCCUGUACAGCCUGGUGGAGCAGCACGUCGGCAUCGACACACUCAGGAGGGACCCCUCCCUCUACAGGGAUGUCACCAAGAACGCUCUGCUCCGCUGGCGGGUGUUCGUCUACUGGACCUUCUUAGGGGUGUUCGACGCGCUGGUGUUUUUCUUUGGUGCUUACUUCAUGUUUGAGAAUACAACGGUGACCAGCAACGGACAGAUAUUUGGGAACUGGACCUUCGGGACGCUGGUGUUCACGGUGAUGGUGUUUACAGUCACACUGAAGCUGGCGUUAGACACACACUACUGGACGUGGAUGAACCACUUUGUCCUCUGGGGGUCCCUGCUGUUCUACGUCGCCUUCUCGCUCCUCUGGGGAGGAGUUGUCUGGCCGUUCCUCAGUUAUCAAAGGAUGUACUACGUGUUCAUACAGAUGCUGUCCAGCGGCCCUGCCUGGCUGGCCAUCGUGCUGCUCAUCACCGUCAGCCUCCUUCCCGACGUUCUCAAGAAGGUGCUGUGCCAGCAGCUCUGGCCCAGCGCCACCGAGAGGGCCCAGACUAAGAACCAGUGCCUUUCUGUCGAGCAGUCCACCAUCUUUAUGCUCUCUCAGACUUCCAGCAGUCUGAGUUUCUGACGGACAAGAACACGUGUGUGCGGUGGCAGGACCACCUCCCAGAACUCACCCCUCUUGCCUCUCUGCAGAGCCUCCACCCCUCGGCCGCCUGGCCGGGCUCCC
Ceratotherium simum simum (southern white rhinoceros) is the source of this 3535-nucleotide messenger RNA. It is a transcript of the gene ATP11A, whose product is annotated as ATPase phospholipid transporting 11A. Gene Ontology annotation, biological process: phospholipid translocation. Lineage: Eukaryota; Metazoa; Chordata; Mammalia; Perissodactyla; Rhinocerotidae. The record is from RefSeq and is a predicted model, not a curated record. Gene Ontology annotation, molecular function: magnesium ion binding; ATPase-coupled intramembrane lipid carrier activity; ATP binding. Gene Ontology annotation, cellular component: plasma membrane; endoplasmic reticulum; recycling endosome.